Messenger RNA from Phanerochaete carnosa HHB-10118-sp, 207 nucleotides. RefSeq lists its product as uncharacterized. Lineage: Eukaryota; Fungi; Basidiomycota; Agaricomycetes; Polyporales; Phanerochaetaceae. The record is from RefSeq and is a predicted model, not a curated record. Bases 1 to 207 code for a protein of 68 amino acids. The transcript has a single exon.
AUGGAGCGACCCAGCCGAGUUUCGCGACUGUCCGUGCACCCAAAAUAUGCACCUCGGGAGUCUGUUUUUGUAGGGAAUUCUGAAACGUACAGAGGCGACAGCAACUUUGUCUGCAGUCCCUUCCUGCGAGAAUGUGUCGUGGCCAUGGAGGACUGCUGCGACGAGGUGCAUCAUAGCCCGCUAGACAUGCUUCUUUACAGCUUAUAA